This is a messenger RNA of Ciona intestinalis (vase tunicate), 1164 nucleotides long. The record is from RefSeq. Lineage: Eukaryota; Metazoa; Chordata; Ascidiacea; Phlebobranchia; Cionidae.
AUGUACAACGAGCCUUACCAAGACACUAACAAGCCUGAAAUAAACAGGAGGCUUCCCAACAAUCAUUUACCAAACGGAUGUGAGAAGCCAUCAAUCGCCUCAACAAAGGCAACAACGAGCCCUUCCAAGUCGACAAACCGUAAAAAUGGUGCAAAAACUGCUAAAAUUGAGACUAAAUUCAAAACUGAAAAGACAGGAACAAAGCCAAUACCAGAAACACCUAAGUUCGUCAAGGCACCUUCCCCUAAAUCGAUUAUUAACAAGACCAAGCCAACAAACAACGACGCUGUUGUCGUCAACUCCAACAACAACGGUAACAACAACUCAAAAUCACAAAAACCAUCUGAAAAGGACCCAGAGAAAAACCGAACCCAAAAACCGCCAUACAGCUACGUGGCGCUUAUUGCUAUGGCAAUCAGAGACUCAAAUGAGAAAAAGCUCACGUUGUCCGGCAUCUAUCAAUACAUUGUCGAUAAGUUUCCGUUCUAUGAAAAGAACAGAAAGGGUUGGCAGAACAGUAUUCGUCAUAACCUCAGUUUGAACGAAUGCUUCGUAAAAGUUCCGCGAGAGGGAGGCGGAGAGAGGAAAGGAAAUUUCUGGAUGUUGGAUUCGAAUUGCGAAGAUAUGUUCGAGAAUGGAAACUACAGGAGACGACGACGAAUGAAGAGGCCCUACCGACCUACAGCGUCUGCAGCGUUGGAUCACACCAGAGCUGCCAUGUUCGGGUUCGUGGACGGUGUGUAUAACCCUUACGCUCAGUUUGGGGUUCACCAUGCUAAGUAUCAUCUUGGCCACUACGGCUACAACAGUUGGAACGCAGCUCAUCAUAACCCUCAUAUUGGAAGUUAUAGUGACGGAUCGACUAAUCCAGAACACAUUGCGAUGCCACAUCCGCAUAUGCCGACUAACCCAGCCUACUAUGGAAGUGCCUGUUCUGUCGGGCCGGGUUUACUACAGACUGGUUACGGCGCAACGAUAAACUCAGGCCACCAGGCCCAUCUAACCGCGCGGCAUUCUGCGGGGAUCGGGUACCAGUAUUCCCCGCAGAGUCCACCUGAGAGCCCCGUUGUCUCGCAGUGCGCGAUGGCGGCGCCUUCAUAUUACCCGGGUGAUACAAUGCUUCAGUCGGGAGGUUAUUCUUGGCCUGAGAAAGCACACCACUAA